Messenger RNA from Penicillium canariense, 2904 nucleotides. RefSeq lists its product as uncharacterized. NCBI's taxonomy places the organism in Eukaryota, Fungi, Ascomycota, Eurotiomycetes, Eurotiales, Aspergillaceae. The coding region runs from base 1 to 2904 and encodes 967 amino acids. The record is from RefSeq and is a predicted model, not a curated record. The transcript has 2 exons.
AUGCCCAUCAAGCUACCCAAAAGCUUCGCUCGGAGGAAGUCUUCGGGCAAUGUCCUGGAGGACGUGGAUGGCAACCCCCAGCCCUCCUUCCGCGUCUUCGAGCGACCGGGCCCCCAGAGAUCGAUGACAGACGGCGCCCCACUCACAAAGCGUAUGAGCGAGGACCAUGCGGUCCCCUCGCUGGAGGAUUCCGACAACAUCUUCGCCGGGUCAGAGCACCCCUUGGGCAAGACUCGGUAUGGCCGACCCCGGACCAUGGAAUCCCUCAGAAAGCGGCUGACCCGCCACCAUGACAGUGGUCCAACCUACGAAAGCUCGACCUCGACUCGGCUCAGUUCUUCGUCCACCCUCCCAUCCUCGACAGAAGUCCCGCCGCCCGACGAGGCGUCCUCCCCACAUUCGCGAAUCCACGAUAUCCCCGUCCCUCCUCCACUUUCGGGGGCCCUACGCGCUGCGGGCAGGACAUUCUCAUUCGGUGGGCGCUUUAAUAGGAAUUCAGGGCCUCCUGCUCCGCCUCGACAUGCUACUCCAGAGGUCCCCAAGCAACGUGCCUAUAGCGGUAGCACUGACGACACCGCGACCCCGCCAAAGCUACCUGAUUCGCAAUUAAAUUUCGAUCUCGGAGCAGGGGGCGACGACUUCGGGAAGAUGUUUGACCACUUAGGUAAAAGGGAAAGCGCCCUGUUGCGGGAGUCGUCUCCACAACGGGCAUAUCAGUACUCUUCGUCCCCGCCCACGAACGCCCUACCGGGAUUUCAAGCAACGGAGAAUAGGGCUGGACGACCCGCUCCUAUUAGUACAGACCGAUCUGUAGCCGUCGAACCCUCUCCUUAUUCAUGGGGUAGCCGUCACUCUGGCGAUAACCUACUUAAUAGCCCAGGCGACGAAAUGGCCACUGCGCCUGCUCAUUCGACCCUCGACACAACCAAGGGUGUCCGCAGACCGUCGCCGUCGCCGGCCCAAAUGCUCGGCGCUACUACUUCCCACCGGGCCUUGGACAAGCCGAGGCGGCCAUCAGACGGACUGCGAAGAAGUGGGAUCUAUUCGGUGGACCGAGACUCGAAUCCCGUUGAUGACGAAGACGCCAAAAUGGUCCGACAAUCUCUUUUGUGGAGUAAAGGCUCUUCGCCCCGAUGGGAAGAAGGCACCUCUCCGUCGAAUGGAUCGCCGGUUCUCGAUAAGGGCAAGGGAGUCAGUCAUUCGCAUUUGAGCCCUGAUGCGGAUGAGGGACUGUUCGCGCCUCGCCGGUCACCCGCACCCAGCGAUUCUGGAAUGGACGAUGCACGACUGGCUGUUCAAUUCGCCGAGAGCCUGCCCAAAUCCACUUCCCCGGCAAAUGGCAACAAGGUGAUGACUCCAUCCCAAUUCGAGCAUUACCGCCAGCAGCAAGAACUUCGGCGAUCCAACAGCAAUGCCUCGAAGACUGAUGAGGAAUCUGACCACGAGGAGUUUGAUGAGGAAGAUGAGGUUGAGAAGCAGCGUGAGGCGGAGCGCCAGCGACGGAAGCAGGAGGCUCAUCUCUCCGUGUAUCGACAGCAGAUGAUGAAGGUGACCGGCCAGCAAGCGCCAUCCCCUCUGCUUCAUCCGAACAUGACGGGAGCGAGCAACAGCACUCCGAACCUGUCCAACCGCCUUUCCAACCUGGCUGACAAGUCUUCCAGCGGGAAGAGCAGCAAUGAGGACGAUGACGAGGAGGUUCCGCUGGGUAUUCUUGCAGCCCAUGGCUUUCCCAGUCGCAACCGUCCGCCUACUCGCCUGGCCAAUGCCAGCUCCAACCCAAAUCUUCGCGCUUCACUCCACCCAUACGCAUCGUCGGCUACUUCACUCGCCGGCGGCGAGGCUGGCAAUCGUGGCAGCUUGCCCGUCUUUGCCAGGAACCUACCGCAGGACCCCUACUUUGGAGCUCGUAUAGUUAACUCUUCCAAUCGGGAAUCAUUGGCCUUGGGUGGUGGUUCCGGGUCCGUGUAUGGCGGUGCUUCCUCCCCGGUACCUCCUCCUGGCGGUCUGGUUGGCGUGAUUGCCAAUGAAGAGCGACAACGUGCAGCUCGGCGGGGAAGUCCCAACCACCAGGCAAUGUACGAGCAGAUGCAGAUGGGGAUGGGUGGUGCAGGCGGCGUGCCUCGACCUUACUCCAUGAUGGGCCCGCAGCCGUUGUCUCCAAGCGAGCAGGCUCAAGUCAACCUCUCCAAUCAGAUGCAGAGUAUGAUGCAGAUGCAGAUGCAAUGGAUGGGUCAGAUGAUGCAAAUGCAGGGCACCCCUCCGCCGAUGAUGGCAGGUGGCAUGCAACCUCCCAUGAUGGGAGGCAUGCCUAUGCCAGGCGGUCCCAUGGGCCCUCCUUCAGUCAUGGCGGGCAAUUUCAACAUGAGACCGGUCUCCAUGCAGGGUCCUCCAGGUGCCGUUACACCGAACAUCGACCAGCGCACCCUCAGCUUGCUGGACCCCAAUAUUGCUGCGCGCCGCGGCUCGCCGAUGCCGAAUCUGCCUGGCGGCCCGCCCUUCCGACCUCACAAUGCAGGCUAUGCCGCAUCCAUCGCACCUUCUGAGCGCAGCAAUGCAGGCCUCGCAUCCCGGUAUCGGCCUAUCUCGGUUAUGGGAGGUGAGCCCGGUCACGCCCCGCCACUCAACAAGCCCUGGAACGACGAAAACCAGCACCCCUCGUCCUUGUCUGUCUCCCAGUCUCAUAAGAACCUGCCCAAGUCCUCAUCGCUGGCGACCGUCACUGUGCGACCGGUCUCACGAACCAGUCAGUCCCCGGCGGGACGCAAGCCUCGCAAUGCUUCGGACGAAGAAGACGAGGAUGAGGGCUGGGCAGAGCUGAUGAAGAAACGAGACAAGAAGAAGAGCAACUGGAAGCUGAAGCGGGGCACGUCCUCGUUCGGCGACCUCCUGAGUGCCGUGCACUAG